Molecule: messenger RNA, 3590 nt
Organism: Lotus japonicus
Lineage: Eukaryota; Viridiplantae; Streptophyta; Magnoliopsida; Fabales; Fabaceae
Product: auxilin-related protein 2-like
Exons: 8
Coding region: 283-3096 (937 amino acids)
Biological process (GO): clathrin coat disassembly; clathrin-dependent endocytosis
Cellular component (GO): intracellular membrane-bounded organelle; cytoplasm; vesicle
Molecular function (GO): clathrin binding
Source: RefSeq, a predicted model, not a curated record
AGAGGAAAAACAAACAGCAUUUGAAACUAACAAGGCAAAACAAACAGAAGAGGGAGGUCUCUACCCUGCAACUAAGUCUCACAUCUCUGAUCUCUCUCACACACAACACAACACAACACAACAGAGAUUCAUUGAGAUCAGAUUCCCCUUCUCUUCUCUUCUCUUCUUUUCCAUUUCAAUUUCCACCUCACCUCACCGCAUGCUCUCUACACCCUCCCACACCUGAUCCCACCCCCUCCAUCUUCAUCCUCUGAAUUCCCCAAUUUCAUCGCAACCACCACCAUGAACGAUUUCGAUGGCCUCUUAGCCUCCGAUUACGGCUUCAAACCGCAAGGAAAAUCCGCACCAAUGGCAUCCUCUCAAUCCAAACCCCCUUCUUCUUCCAACUUCGAUUUCGGAUCCCGAUCCUCCCGCACCUCCGAUUCCCUAUUCGGAUCCUCCAACAACAACCCCCGCGCCACCUCCUUCGACGAUCUAUUCCGAUCUGAACCACCGCGCUCAGACAGCGCGCCGCUCGAUUUUGACUCCAUGUACCGCGGAUCCUCCGGCGGCUCUGAUUUCCCCUCCCGCUCCGUGAACUCGCCGCCGCCGGUGUAUGACAAGCCGGUGUAUGACGACGAUGAUGACGUCUUCGAUGGCGUGCCGGGGCUGAGGAGCUCGUCGACCAAGGUUAAAUUCGAUAACGUCUUUGCGCCGGCGAGUCCGGACGGUGGCGCGUUCGAUGAUCUUCUCGGCGGGUUUGGCAAGGAAUCGAAGGAUAGAAAGAGAUCCGAGAAGCAUGAUAGAGGUGGUUCUGAUUUUGACGAUUUGCUUGCUGGGUUUGGAAGCAGUAAGCCAUCUAGUGACAGGCAUGCUCCUGAUGUUGGUUUGUCCUCAGAACCACCUGCCAGUGCAUCUAAAACAACCUCCACUGUUGCUGAAGAUCCUUUCAAAGUAUUUGAAUCAGCUUCAUCCCCAGUGGAUAAACCCACAGGCCACUUUACAGAUCCAUUGGAAGAAAUUAGUAAAUUUAGUAGUUCUAGAAGCACAAAAUAUGAUAGUUCUUCAACUUCAAAUGGCAAAGUAUAUGAAGACAUUGAUCCUUUUGAUGGGCUUGGAAAAUCUGUCCCUGCAUUCUCAUCAGAGAGAAAUAGCAAGAAGGGUAGCACUUCUCCGAGUUUGAACAAAAGCAGAAGUUGGGCUAGAGAUGAAGAACCACUUGACAAUUCAUCUGAUACGAAUCUUGGAAGGUACCCACAAAACAGCAUUCCUGUUGAAAAUGGUCAGGAGUUUCCGCAGGCUCCAUCUUACAUGCCUACAUUUUCAUCUAAUUCUAAUAAACCAGUUGGCCAAAGGUCUACUUCCCCUCCUCCAUAUGAUAAUGUUGGUUUUAGACAAGCCAAUAUUCAGGUUGACAUGUCUCCCAAAUAUGAAGAAAACUUAGAAUCAAGUGAGGAUAUAUGGCUGACAGUGUCAGAAAUUCCUCUUUUUACACAACCAACAACUGCUCCACCACCUUCAAGACCUCCUCCUCCACGGCCAGUACAUAUUCCCAAGUCAGGAGCUGGUUCAUCAGCUUCUACCAAUGCUAGGAAGCAGGCCAGUGAAUUUUCAUCUUUCCCAAGUUCCACUCGAUUUUCUCAGGCUCCUAAGUCUGCUCCAGCUGCAGCAACGGUAUCCCCAACAUCUCAGUUUGAUGAACUUGAUGAUUUUGCCAUGGGCAGAAGUCGUGGUAAUGAUAGUGAGAGUGGAAAUGGUCUUCCUGAUGAAGAAGUAGAGAUGAACUCAGCUGCUGCAGCUAUGAAAGAGGCAAUGGAUAGAGCUGAAGCUAAAUUUAGGUAUGCAAAGGAAGUUAGAGAGAGAGAGUCUACAAAAGCUGCUAGAAGCAAAGAAACUGUGGAAUUGGAAAAAGAUGAGAGAGGUAUGCUAGAGGAGAGAGAAAAACAGUUAAGGUUAGAACGUGAGCGGCAGCAGAAGGAGAGAGAGGAAAAGGAGCAAAGAAGACUAAUGAAAGAAAGAGAGGAAAAAGAAAGAGAACAACAACGGCGGGAGAGGGAAAAGGCAAGGCAGGCUGUAGAAAGAGCUACUAGAGAAGCACGUGAAAGAGCAGCUGCUGACGCACGCCAAAGAGCUGAGAGGACUGCUGUUGAGAAAGCUAAUGCUGAAGCUCGAGAGCGUGCUGAAAGGGCUGCAGUUCAAAGGGCACAAUCUGAAGCCCGAGAAAGGGCUGCUGCUGACGCAAAGGAAAGAGCUGAAAAGGCUGCUGCAGAGGCAAAAGACAGGGGCGCACGUGAAAGAGCUGCAGUUGCAAAGGCUGAAGCUGAAGCACGUGUUAGAGCUGAACGUGCUGCUGUAGAAAGGGCUGCUGCUGAGGCUCGGGAAAGGGCUGCUGCUGAAGCCCGAGAAAGGGCUGCAGCUGCUGCAAGGAUGAACCAGCAAAAGAAUGAUAAUGAUCUCGAGUCCUUCUUUGGCGGUGGACGACCCAGCAGUGCUCCAAGACCUCCUAGGACUAACUCUACUGAAUCUGCAUUUGAACCCCAAUUUCAGGCAGACGUAACAAGGAAAUCUACGGGUGCAUCUUCAAGUAUGAAAAAAGCAUCGUCAUCCACUAAUAUUGUUGAUGAUCUUUCCUCAAUUUUUGGAGCUGCUCCUCCAUCAUCUGGUGAGUUUCAAGAUGUUGAAGGGGAAAGUGAAGAAAGGCGAAGAGCUAGGUUGGAACGCCACCAGAGGGCUCAUGAGCGUGCGGCAAAAGCUUUGGCUGAGAAGAAUCAGCGAGACUUACAAACUCAAAGAGAUCAAGCUGAGAGAAAUAGGAUUGGCGAGACACUGGAUUUUGAAAUCAAGCGUUGGUCUGCAGGAAAAGAGGGGAACUUACGAGCUUUGCUCUCUACCUUACAAUAUGUACUGUGGCCUGAAUGUGGUUGGCAGCCAGUUUCUUUGACUGAUUUGAUUACAGCUGCUUCUGUUAAAAAAGCCUAUAGGAAAGCUACAUUGUGCAUUCAUCCUGAUAAAGUACAGCAGAAGGGUGCCACCCUUCAGCAGAAAUAUAUUGCCGAGAAGGUGUUUGAUCUACUAAAGGAAUCCUGGAAUAAAUUCAAUUCUGAGGAGCUUUUCUAGUCUUUGAUGAAGAAUUUAUCUUCUUUGGUUUGACGAUUCUGUUCAGGGGAUGAUAACCCUGUUACAGCUACCUCCCCCAAUUGCAUUUUUGUUUUGAUCGAAGCUAUGAUGAUGCAUUGAUGGUGAUUGGUGAAAUGUCGGUUCCUUCCUUGUCUAGCGUCUCUUGGGUGUAAUUGAUGUUCUUCCAGGGGGUUGUUGGGUUCCUACAGAUGAUGUUUUAUUAAUGUAGCAUGUUUUGUUGAUGAUGUAAAAUAUCCUUUUGUGCUAUAUCAAUUUUAUUUUAUUCAUUAUCCCUCUCUAGUGAGGGCUUUUUCUUUUUUGUUUUCUGGUUCCAGAGUGGACCCCCCAUGAUGUGGGUCUUUUUAACUUGUGAUAUAGUACACGAUGUCUUGAAUAUAUGUACCACCAUAUUGUGGAUUUACAACAUAAGCUGAGAUUGAUACAUGGAUCUUCACUCAAGCUUAUGCAUUUUAUACAUGAAAAUUUCUUUGUUA